Molecule: messenger RNA, 598 nt
Organism: Aplysia californica (California sea hare)
Lineage: Eukaryota; Metazoa; Mollusca; Gastropoda; Aplysiida; Aplysiidae
Exons: 6
Coding region: 5-598 (197 amino acids)
Source: RefSeq, a predicted model, not a curated record
CCUGAUGUGUCCUGGUCACUGCAGGGCUGACGAUCUCCAGGUCUGUGUGGACCACGCCAAAAGGUGUCACGAUGGACAGUUCUGCAAGAUCUCCCAAGACGAGCACGGCCUGAAGGGAGAGUGUAAGGACGACCACGAACUACACCACUGCCAGGACGAGAUGAGGCACCACGACUGUGACGGACAUGGGCCCCACGAGGGACCACAUGGGCCGCAUUGUGUGCUGGACUGUUGUACGACCAAUGACUGUCUGCAGGGGAAGUUUGGCUCUGUGCUGACCACACAAGCCCCUCCCACAACUCCCGCCGCCGCCACCAGCAACGCCACCCUGUGGGACAAGUUCAAGGGCGACUGCAAGGACCAGGUGGCAAACGAUGGCUGCAAGACACUGGUCAAGACCCAGGAUGUGUGUCACGAUAGGCUAGCCCUGGACAUCUGCCCUGACACCUGUGGUCUCUGCAGUGCCAUCAACAGUACUGCUUGCCAGGAUACAGUGGUCAACGGCGGCUGCUCUGAUCUGCAGAACAACAAAGAUGUGUGCAGCGACCCUCUCGCAGUGUUUAUCUGCCCCCAGACGUGCAACAUGUGCGCUGUUUGA